Molecule: messenger RNA, 1017 nt
Organism: Aedes albopictus (Asian tiger mosquito)
Lineage: Eukaryota; Metazoa; Arthropoda; Insecta; Diptera; Culicidae
Exons: 2
Coding region: 1-1017 (338 amino acids)
Source: RefSeq, a predicted model, not a curated record
AUGUUUGAUGCAGAAAUAAUCAUCCCGGACGGGGACAAACAACUAAAAGCAAUCUCACGGUUUUAUGUCGUGGAAAACGGACCACAGCCACUUCUAGGUAAGACAACAGCGAAGCAAUUAGGUGUUUUGCUUGUCGGAUUACCCAGCCAGCGAGAAUCGGUUCAUCACGUAGAAGCUUGCCGGGCAUUCCCUUGCAUCCGUGGAGUGAAAAUUCGUAUCCCCAUAGAUAAGUCGGUAGAACCCGUUGCCCAGCGUCUCCGACGGUUGCCUUUACCGAUGUUGGACAAGGUAGACGAGAAGUUAAAUGAAUUGCUUUCCAAGGACAUCAUCGAAAAGGUGUCUGAACCAAGCCGCUGGGUGUCACCGAUGGUCAUAGUGGUCAAAGACAGUGGAGAUAUCCGGCUCUGUAUUGACAUGCGUCAGUUGAACAGGGCAACACUCCGUGAGACACACCCGUUGCCAACGAUUGAGGACAUACGAUGGAGGUUGAAUGGGGCAAAGUAUUUCUCCCGACUCGAUAUUAAGGAUGCCUUUCAUCAACUCCAGCUCGACGAUGAGAGUAAGCAUCUGACGACUUUCAUAACCCACCGCGGACUUUUUCGAUACAAGCGUCUAGUCUUCGGCAUUUCGUGUGCACCGGAGAUGUUCCAGAAGAUUCUCGAACAGAUUCUGGCAGAUUGUGAGAACACGGUGAACUUUAUCGAUGAUAUUAUUGUCACAGCGACGAUUUCCUUUCCGCUCCGUGAACUAAUCAAGAGUAACUCGACCUUCAUCUGGGAACGGGAUCAGGAACUUGCAUUUAACGAACUCAUCCGGCUGGUUGGCAAUAUUGAGACACUUGCUCACUUCGAUCCCCGACUUAAAACCAGGGUAGUGGCGGACGCGUCACCAGUGGGAUUAGGGGCGGUGCUGCUUCAAUUUCAUGAAGGUCAUCCCAAAGUCGUCGCUUAUGCUAGCAAAAGCCUAACUAGUACGGAAUGUAGAUACGCGAAACGGAAAAGGAAUCCUUGGCCUUAG